GAUGCCGAGUUCUGACUGGGAAUGCAGAGUUGUAUGAGCGUUCAAAACGAUUUUUCCCAGAUUUUCGAGUUCCCAGUUGUUAUGAACGCGGCAGAUGUACUUACUGUAACUGCGAGUCAUUUUCUGAUUGCGUCACCAGAAAGCGUCAUUUUCUCAAAAACCGUUUGGUUUAUUGUGUGUAUUUAAGGUGGAUGUGCCCCGGCUGCCAUCGACCCUCAAAAUGACCAAAUUACAGUUUCUAAAUGUAUUUUUGACAGAACGGUUGAUGUUAGCCGCCCAAGAGAUAUAUAAGCAAGUGGAAGAGACAAUAUUAGAAUACCAAGAAGAAAUAAUCCAGGGAAAGAGAGAGAAUGAUCAACUGAGACGCAAGCUUGGGAUUCCAUGGCCAGACCGAGAGCCCUCUGCUCCUGUAGAAUCCGAGGAGCAGGGAGACAUUGGGCAAAAGCAGGAACCAGAGCCCAGGCAGACUAUGGAGAAACAGGAGGGAAGGACCAGGAAGGAGGAAAAUCAGUUUAGAGGACCGGACUCUCAGUCUAGAUUCACUCCGUCCAAUGGAAACGAUGACUAUGAUCAGAACCCACCUCAACCCACCUCACUCAGUGAGUUCCAAACUCACACUGGGGAGAGUAGAGAGGGAGGCUCUCUAUCCAGCUCAUCAAUAUCCAAACCAAUCAAAACAGAGACUGAAGGACUGGGUGUUUGUCCUUUUGAUCCGUCAAGUGACCCAAAUGCAUUCUCUUCAGUGAACCUUGACCUUUCGGCAGCACAGAGUGAGAACAGUGACUAUGAGAACACGGAUGACUUCUGGUGCUGUGCGGUGUGGAGGGAAGGCCAGGAGGAGGUGGAGGGUGUGGUUCCCAGUACCUGGGUGGUGGGCAGGAAGGUCCUGUGGCCUCCAGCCAAUGGCAGGAAAGCUCUGAAAGAGAGACACAAGCCAGGAGCCAAUUGGAUGACAUAUGACCUUGUUAAGGUCAAACUAUUCUCAGAAUCUCUGGAAGAGUGCGAAGGCUACAGUAGGUCCAGUGAUGAGCUCACUGACAAUGGCGACAGUGAGCCCAACACGCAGAAGAAGAUGAGGAGGAGGAGGAAGAGGAGGACGGGUGAGGGACACGUUUCCGCUCAGUGCACUGAGCAGAUACCUCAAGGAGGACCCAGUGGAGAUGGAAGGACACACACAGGUGUGUCAGGAUCAUCAAACUCUCCUCCUCUGAAGAGGAGAGUGAUGACGAAACCUGGAACCCUGGAGGACAGUUCUGGAGCUCUAGAAGCAGAACCGCAGCUGGAUCCAUCUGAGCUCAGAGGCCUUGAUGACUCACUCAACAAGGAGAGCUACCUCAUAGAGGGACCACACUCUUCUGACGCAUGGGACGCUGUUUUUCCAACCUCACAGUCCAGGGAGGGAGCAUUCCUAAGUGGACAGGAUAUGAUGGGAAACCUGCUGAAUUCAACCCAAAGUUUUCCUCUUCCAAAUGACCAGUUCCAGGAGCAGGUCUUGGGUCUGCUGGUGGACAUCAGACAGUCAGUGUGGGAUCUAGGAGGAAGGGUGGGAGUUCUAGAACACUGGGGUGGUUCUAGGGGUUCUGGAACAGAUUUCCAUUUUGACGUGUGCGGAAGCUACGAGGACAUGGCCAACCUGGAGAAAGUUCUAGAGCCUCCGGAGGUAGCUGCCCAGAUGAAACAGUUCCUGAGCAGGAUCGGUGGGAACACCUUGAGGGAAAAUGUCACCAGGGUGAUGGAGAGGCUGAUGACCAACGAAUUGAUGAGUACCUUCAACAUGAAAGGAAGGAAAGGGACCAAGAAGAGUUUUCUCACACACUCCCUUAGCAAAAUCAUUAUUGACAGCAUCAUGAUCACCCACCCGUACGCCACAGAGUCUGCUGUGAUGCACCUGAUGGCCAACGUACUGAAGUAUGCCCCAGACCGACGCGGAGGAGGAGGCAGACCCCCCAGACAGUCACCCCAGGUCCCCCAUACCCAGAGACAGCAACACAUCCAACAACACAUCAACAUCAAACAGGAGCAAGACUAUUGAUGUCUGUACACCUUCCUUCUAGCCUGGGUACCAGUCUGUUUGUGCUGUUAUUCUACUCCUUGCCACUCAUUGUCAUGCCAAGGAGUGGGAUGAUAGCACAGACUGGUACCUAGGCU
This is a messenger RNA of Coregonus clupeaformis (lake whitefish), 2148 nucleotides long. RefSeq lists its product as uncharacterized. NCBI's taxonomy places the organism in Eukaryota, Metazoa, Chordata, Actinopteri, Salmoniformes, Salmonidae. The record is from RefSeq and is a predicted model, not a curated record. The transcript is spliced from 13 exons. Bases 221 to 2032 code for a protein of 603 amino acids.